UCACGUUCUUUUCUUCUUUUUUCAAUUUGAUUCUGAUAGUUGUGUCGACGAUGAUCUUUGCUUCAUGAUUCUCAUUUCCGAUGCCUUUUCAUGCGCCAAACUCACCUUCACUGCUCCUACCCUAUCUGAUUCUUAUGAUUUCUUGCGGAUAAUUUCUCUCAACUACUCCUAAUGAACGUUUCAGAAACUAGGAAGCAGUUUGUCCUAAAAGAAGAAUAAAAGAAAGGACGCUCCUCUUCCUCACAGAUGAAGAACAUUGUGGGAAUCUUAGCGAGUAGGGAAAUUUCCACAAACACAAAAAUGAUAACCGAGUCUCAACGUAGACUUCAUUCCUGUGUGGAAGAAUAUACAUUGAAGCAUUGCUCAACUGUUACAAUUUUUCAUUCCACUACUAUACCACAGGGUAUAAUAGAAUUUUUUCAGGGUGGUGAUCUAUGUUACUGCAGAAGUGCUAUAUUGGAAGAUUAUCCAAAAGUAUUCGAAUGGAUAACUUCAUGCCAGCUUCCAGUGAGAUCAAUUAUUAGAUUUGAUGAAUCAAAUUGGAAUUUCGUUCAGGCCCUUCAGUGGCAUCAAAAUGCAUCAAUUUCAACUCAUCUGGCCCUAAUAUUUAUGACGGGUGAAGUAGCUGUUAUUGAAAAUGCGGGACAUGAAUGCCAUUAUAUCACAACUAAACCUACACUGAUUGAUAGAUCCAUCUCUUUACAUGCUGAAGAAGAAAUUCUUGCUUUUACAAUAGAUAAGGAGUUACAUAUUUGGAGAUAUAACCAGGAUAAUCAUUCUCAUGCUAUACUAAUUGCAUCUGGAACAAUUAAAAAAGUCCAAUUCCACCCGUUGGGUGCGCCAUACAUAUUGACUGCCGAGGUGAAUAAUUGUAAAAACCUCAAACGUAGCGUGCUAAUUACGUUUAGAUCUUAUCAUCCAGAAGGGUCAAAUGAUAUACUUUUGACCACUACAUCUACUGCACCAGAUUUUUCAAUCGUUGUGGAUGAAAGUGCUGAGGCUGCAUCAACAUUCCGGAUUCGUCGAAAAGUUGCUAAUUUUUGUCCAUUAACUAUUGAGAUGAACCCUCUUAUUACCUUCAAUCCACCCGCAAGAGAGAGCUUGGUUAUGGAGGAACAAACUGUGGUGGAAUGCCUCCGUGUUGUGGGACUGAAGAUUUGGCAAUAUGAUGCCAAAGCUUACAAUGUGCUUGAAAACGAACGUUUAUGCAUACCGAACGUCGUUCUGAACUGUGAAAGGAGUGCAGACAUCUCCCCAUGCGGCAAAUUCCUGGUUGCUUGUGUUGUUAAUCGACAGAAAGCCGACGAGAAGAUCUUCAAAUUAUUUUACGAGCAGCUUGAUGAUUCUACACUUUGUACGCUCGUAUAUGAUAUAAGGGUGUAUUCUAUAGCAGAUUGCAGUUUUGGUAGAGUUCUUAAAACAAAAGGGAUCAAAGCUGGUUAUGCGGUGAAUGCAAUUCAGUUCUCUCCAACUUCAAAAUACAUAGUGGUCGGGUACGGCAGAAGGCAUUAUUCUCUCAAAGGAAUUGGGUGGCCUUGUCCAUAUACUAUAUUGGAGAUUUACAGGAUUUCAGAUAUGAAGCUUAUAAGAAGCAUCAGUAGUCAUACAGCGGUGACCAAUGUGGCACGCUUUCAUCCCAAGCCUGGAGAAGGUAUAGUCUAUUGCACAAAGGAAUUGAAGGGAGGCAGAAUUAUUGCCCUCAAAGGUUACCCAGAAAAUGAAGAGAACUAAAUUGAGAUGAUACUUCGUUUUCAUUCCUCCUGAAGGACUAGAUUGGCGAUGGACCCCAAGACUGGUAUUAGUCUCUAGUUGUUCUGAUUGAUUUUUUUUUUUUUUUUUUU
Cucurbita maxima (winter squash) is the source of this 1841-nucleotide messenger RNA. RefSeq lists its product as uncharacterized. The transcript is spliced from 15 exons. Gene Ontology annotation, molecular function: protein binding. Gene Ontology annotation, cellular component: intracellular membrane-bounded organelle. The record is from RefSeq and is a predicted model, not a curated record. NCBI's taxonomy places the organism in Eukaryota, Viridiplantae, Streptophyta, Magnoliopsida, Cucurbitales, Cucurbitaceae. Gene Ontology annotation, biological process: autophagy. The coding region runs from base 247 to 1731 and encodes 494 amino acids.